AUGGCGCCCGAUGGGCGCCUUCUUUUUGCUGGCUCGAGCCCAGCCAACGUGGGCUUCGCCCGCACCUUCUGAACUUCAGCCAUGCUCCCACCGCCGCUCGAGUCCCGUCUAGGCCCUGCCACCCUGCAACGUGAGGGGACCCUGCCCGGGAAGGGACCCUGCCCUAUGUACACUGUGGUUCAGUUGCCCCCUGGGAAGGACGGUGAUAGUAGGACCACUUCCUCAUUUGCCUCUCAUUUGUCUUAUUUAGAAAGUGAGAAAAACAGCGAGCGAGAGAGACUCUGGGAAGCUCAAAGCAUGGAGAAAGCUAAAGGAAAAGUAAAAUAUCUUCAGCAAGCCAGGAGAAGAGAAGAAAUACUAGCUUUCCUGAGGAAACAGAGAGAAGAAAGGAUUGCAAAAGAGCUGAUUUCUCAUCCGCAUAAACCAAAGAUCAAAACUGAUCAAGUAAGCAGGCUGAAGGUGUCUGAAGCUGACCUUAUGGAUCAAGAAGCAAUAAAGGCUCUUAAAUAG
Molecule: messenger RNA, 510 nt
Organism: Aptenodytes forsteri (emperor penguin)
Lineage: Eukaryota; Metazoa; Chordata; Aves; Sphenisciformes; Spheniscidae
Gene: HOATZ
Product: chromosome unknown C11orf88 homolog
Exons: 5
Biological process (GO): cilium assembly
Source: RefSeq, a predicted model, not a curated record